This is a messenger RNA of Morone saxatilis (striped sea-bass), 4571 nucleotides long. Its product is annotated as junctional adhesion molecule 3B-like. The record is from RefSeq and is a predicted model, not a curated record. NCBI's taxonomy places the organism in Eukaryota, Metazoa, Chordata, Actinopteri, Moronidae. Bases 142 to 1011 code for a protein of 289 amino acids. The transcript has 9 exons. Gene Ontology annotation, molecular function: protein homodimerization activity; protein heterodimerization activity. Gene Ontology annotation, biological process: cell adhesion; angiogenesis.
UGGACGGUAACAGAACAGGAUGAUCAACGCACUGAUGUGGGAUUCACUGUUUAUCUUAAUUGUGUUUGUGAAAUUGAAGAUGAGCGAACAUGUUACAAACAACUCCAGGAGAGUGUUAAAAUAAGCAGCGCACAUCAGUGGAUGUCAGCUGGCUACUUUAGCGCGUUAGCAGUGGUCCUGAGAACAAACAACGACUCGCCAUGGACCAACGAGUUUGACAAAAUUGAGUUAUCGUGUUUGAUUGAGUCCAUUUCUACAACCAGUCCCAGAAUUGAAUGGAAGAAGAUAACAAACGAGGGACCAAGUUAUGUGUACUUUCACGAAAGGAUCGUCGGUGACCUGGAGCACAGAGCGGAGAUCAGAGAACCAGCCACAUUACUGAUAACCAAUGCCACCAGAUUGGACACAGCCAAAUAUCGCUGUGAGGUCACCGCAGUUGAUGACCAGAAGUCAUUUGAUGAGAUUGUGAUUGACCUCGUUGUAAGAGUAAAGCCCAUGGUGCCAAAAUGCAGCGUCCCAAAAUCAGUGCCUUUUGGGAAGUCGGCCGAGCUGAGCUGCGUGGAGGAGGAGGGCUUCCCCAAGUCUCAGUACCAGUGGUUCAAGAACAGGGAGGAGAUACCCCAGGACUCAAAGACCAGCCUCAAGUUCAUCAACUCUUCAUACUCGCUCAGCACAGAGACAGGAACUCUGAAGUUCAUCGCAGUCAGAAAAGAAGAUGCAGGCGAGUACUUUUGCAGAGCGAAGAACGAUGCAGGACACUCUGAGUGUCCAUCCCAGCAGAUGGAAGUCUAUGAUAUAGAUGUUGUUGGGAUUGCACUGGGGGUGCUGGUGGUGGUCGUAGUGCUCUUAUGUAUAACGGUGGGCAUCUGCUGUGCAUACAAGCGAGGCUUCUUCUCCAGCCAAAAACAGACGGGGAACAACUACAAGGUUCCAGCUAAAGGAGAUGGAGUGGACUACGUCAGGACAGAGGAUGAGGGGGAUUUCCGACACAAGUCGUCAUUUGUGAUCUGAAAAAGGGAGAAGAUGAUGAGGGGCGUUGUGCUGAGUGAAAGACAUGACAUGUGGGACUGUACUCCACGCUGUCUGACCACGGAGCUGCCACAGUUCAUGCUCUCAGCUCUUAGCAUGACUGAAAUCCAACUACUCAAGUUUGCCAAAGGUGACAAGAUUCCACAGGACAACAAUAUGUAAAACUAUUACACAUGUAGGGACUGAGAUUCAUUUGUCAAUUUUUAUCACCACCAACUGAAUUCUUUAGCUAAAUUAUGGAGUUCUUACUUUACAGUUAUUGCAUGGUUUGAAACACCUAACAAGGUGGAGAAAAUGAAACAUUUCUUUGUUCAGCCAGGUAGAAAAGGAGGAGUCUAUUUCCUCCAAAGUCAGUCUAUCAUGAUACCUUUCUACUGUAAAACGUUUUAGCUUCAAAUCUUUUCUUCAUUUGUACAACAUUUCUUUUCUACUGUUGAAAUUUGUCAGACUAUUUUUGAUGGAAUAUAUUUUAAAAUGCCUAUAGAUAAAGGUUUACUUUUUUAAAUAUUUGUAAAAUACUAACAUGUGUUUUUUUUUUAUUUGGUUGUGGAAAAAAAUAUGUAACACUUUAACCACUUUGCAUCAAGCUGUAAGCAUUUACACCUUUGCAAUUGGAAGAAAGAAAGACAAAUGAAAAAUGACUCGUAUUAGCAUAUCAAGAUGUGGUUCUUGAUCGGCGGUCUUACAUAUUUAAUUUCUCCUCUGGGAAUGCCCAGCUUCUGUUGUGAGAGACUUCCAUGUUAAUGUUUGUAGAUAGUCUUUGUCAGAGGCUUUGAAGAGUGCCAGUCAAAUGCUGUGAAACACUGUACACAAUCAGUGCUGCAUUUUCUUGAUUUUAAGUGUCCUUCUCUGCUUGCUGUUAAUCUUGUAUAUAUUGAAUUUACUGUCCAGGAUAGAGUUUUGCUGUCAUACAUACGUUCAGUAUUACACUAUUAAUAAUGAUAAUAAUAAUAUUAUUAAGACAGGGUUUGUAAGUUAACCUUCCAGACCCAACCUAAACUAAAAGAUCUGCCUGAAAAGUUGUAAUACUUAAAAAAUAGACAUGGUACUUUGACAUUUUACUGUGUAAAAGCCUCUAUUUGAAUUCUAAAAAGAAACAAAUAAGAUGACCUGAUAGAGAACAAAGACCUUUCUGUUAUUGUGAGUGACAGUUAAACAACCCUAUAUGAUUAUUAAAUACCCCAACUCACAGACAAACAAAUACAGUAAGGCAGACCACAUCAAUCACAGAACACAGUCUUUGACGUGACGUUGAUAUUUGCUGAUGUUUACAAACUAGUUUUGCUAAUACCUGGCUAAAUGAGCCUUCCUAAGUCCCGCCUCUUUUUGCUUUGUGCUCCAUUAACAGUUGAGCAAGCCUCACUCAGCUUUCUCCUUUGCUGUACUGAGAUAUGAUAUGUGCUAGGCUAAUCUAUGUUGAAAAGACAACCAUGUUUUGAAGAUGGUGAAAAGAUAAUAGCAUCGUAUAUAUUCACAUCUGACUAUAUAUGUUCUUUUAUCUUUUAACCGUCUUUUCAACAUAGACGAGGCAAGUAGUCUGCCUCUGAUUGGUCAGUGCUCGUUACCUGCACUUGCUUGGUUUGGUUAGGUUUAGGUAUGAGGAGUGGGACGGUUUGGGGUUAAGGUAAGAUUAUUAGGGUAAGCCAGUGAGAGAGGGCGGUUCAUUCAGGAGAAAGUUGACUGAGGCCUGCUCAACUGUUACUGGAGCACAGAGCGGGAAGGGGCGGGACUUAGGAAGAGCCAAAUAGAGAGAAGAGCUCAUCUAACAUUUCUAACCUUUAGUUGCGACUACAUGCUUUAGCAGUUCUGACUGAAGCUCAUAUUGUACACAGAGCUGACCUUACAGUGUUCCAGUAACACACAGCUGUGGUCUGGAGGGUUAACAGUUGUACUGAUUGUAUAUAGAUUUUUGUUCUUUUUUCUCUCUCAAGAUUAAUUAUGUGAAGUGGUGAAAGAUGUAAAAAAAAAAAAAAUAAUCCUAUUUGAGGCGAUAUGAAACUCUUUCCAUUUGUAAGACUGAGUAAAGCUAACAUUGUAUCAUAUCAUUCAUAGCACAGGCUCGGGAGCGUCUGAGCAGCAGCAUGGCAAAUUCAGUCGUGACUGGAAAAAGGUAUUCAGAACAAACAGCUCAGCGGUUCAAAGUUCUGUUAUUUUUGGCUCCUUCUCGUCAUCUUUUUGAGCUCACACACACGGUACACAUCAGUAUUCGUGGAACUCCCAUGCUGCUCUCCUGAAUCUCUUGUUCAGCUGUUAUGAAUGUCUUUGAAUCGUGGUGGAAUGUUAGCUCAGCAUCAGUCGUGGUAGAGACGAUCUGCCCAACAUUUGCACAUAGGAAGUUGUCAACACUGCUCAGUCUUUUUCCAAGUUAACAUGUUGCAUUAAGGAAGCAAGAGAAAACGUUUCCAAGUGUACUAUUAACCCAAUUACUGUUACAGGUCAACCAUACGGUCACGCAGCACACAGUUGCAUAACGUUACCCCUCUCCAUUUGUACAAAUUUCAUUCCUCUUAAGUGCCUUCUGCCUUUAAAGUAGUCCAGUUUCUCUGCAGCCACGCUCUCUCCUGCUGUCGAUACCGUCGGAGGCUCCGCAUUCAUUCAACCACAAGCACGGCGUUUGAGAGGAAUGAUGUCACUGCAAAUCUCCACUACCCCUUCUUUACAUACGUAUCUGCAAACUUGUAAAUAGCUUUUUUUUUCAUAGAUUUGAAGGUUUAGACCUGUUGAAGUAGACAUAGAAAUAUAUUAGUGCCUAAAUAUAGUGGGAAUUAUUUUUGGUAAAGACACAUAGCACUAUUAGGCAAAAGAAAAAAAGAGAUGGAUACCCAAAGCAGGGAAGUUUGUAUAUGAGCUGUGGUUUAAAACACGUUUGAGCAGACGCAUUGUCCUGGCUAACUGAGGUGUGCUUGUCAUUAACACCACCGCCGGCCGGGGCAGUGAUUUUGAAACCCAUCGCUGCUUUCAGAAACAAAUGCGACAUUCAGGUCGAGAGUUGACUCAGUAUUUGUGAAAGUGUCGUGCAGCUGUAAUGGAGCUCUAAUACAGUCCAUUUACCAUUUAAUUAUUCAGGCAGUACGAGCGCAUUAUGAAGCAGAGUUCAUACACGGUGUCAAACAGCAAACAGGAAACCAUGUACAGCAGCUACAUGUGGGCCUAUUUUUAGCCCGCAGACAGUCCUGAGUGAGUCUGUCUGUAAUCUGGCUGUGUGUUGUAAAGCAGUGGUGAUAGAGAUUAUAUUUACAUCCCAGUGAGAUGUGAUGUGCAUCCUGUGCACCACAGUAUGAGGUGGUUUCCACUCUGUGUUCGGUGUCAGUGGGAAGGUUAAGCCAAGCUAACUCACCAUUGUGUUUCUUAAGAAUAGCAGCGCUCCACUGAUCCAGGAACUGUUACUAACUGAGGACCGGUACAUCAUGUAAGAAAACGUGAUUUUCUGAACCAAACUCACAUACAGUAGAAUGUCUGUUUGGGGCCUGCUGGGGCUGUUUUUGUUCAUUUUACAACCACUCUAUUUGUGAUUAAUAAAACUCACUUCUAAUAUUACUGGA